This is a messenger RNA of Habropoda laboriosa, 3249 nucleotides long. RefSeq names its product integrin alpha-PS1 (gene mew). The transcript is spliced from 18 exons. Gene Ontology annotation, cellular component: external side of plasma membrane; integrin complex. NCBI's taxonomy places the organism in Eukaryota, Metazoa, Arthropoda, Insecta, Hymenoptera, Apidae. Gene Ontology annotation, biological process: cell adhesion mediated by integrin; cell-matrix adhesion; cell-cell adhesion. The record is from RefSeq and is a predicted model, not a curated record. Bases 1 to 3174 code for a protein of 1057 amino acids. Gene Ontology annotation, molecular function: integrin binding.
AUGAAAAGUUAUCAUUUUCUUUGGUUCUUUUUGAACGUAUACAUAGUGUACACUUUUAACUUAGAGCCGAGAAUACCUGUUAUCAAAAAAGGACUAAACGGUUCUUAUUUCGGUUAUUCAGUAGCCGAACAUCAAGAAACUUCUGAUGAUGGUACAGAAAAACCAAAAAGUUGGAUGUUAAUUGGUGCUCCCCUGGGUCAAAAUAAACAACCGAAAACUAAUAAAUCUGGUGCAUUAUGGCAAUGUCCUUUAACAACAAACAAAACAGAUUGCACUCAAGUAAUCACGGAUGGACGAUUAACAGAAGGGAGUCUGUAUGACACAAGUUUUGAAUCUGAUGACUUAGUACCACCAGGUAAUGAUGAAAUUAAAGAUAACCAAUGGUUGGGGGUAACAGUACGCAGUCAAGGCAUUGGUGGCAAAGUAAUGGUUUGUGCUCAUAGACAUAUUGUAAAAACAGCAGAUUCUCAGUGGGGUCAAGGGCAAUGUUAUAUAUUAUCACAAGAUUUAAAAUAUCAAGAUUUAAAAAAACCUUGUUCUGGAAAACCUACAAACAAAGCACAUGAACAGUUUGGAUAUUGUCAGGCAGGAACAAGUGGUGUACUUACUUCAGAAGAUCGUGUUGUUAUUGGCACUCCUGGCCCACACACUUGGAGAGGAACUUUAUAUCUUUUUACCGUUUCCGACGAAUUUUUAACUAGAGAUAAUACUGUUUAUAACGCACCAAUGCAAGAUUCUUCUCCUGUUAGUAAAUAUAGUUAUUUAGGAAUGUCUGUUACUGUGGGUAAUUUCUUUAAUACUGGAUUGGCUUAUGCUGCUGGAGCUCCACGUUCAAAUGGCACGGGUCAAGUUAUUCUACUUACAAGACGUGAUUUUAAACCAGAUAUGGAUGUUGCUUUUAUUUUAGAUGGCGAACAGUUUGCUUCAAGUUUUGGAUAUGAAAUUACUUCUGCAGAUGUUAAUGGAGACAAUGUUACCGAUCUUAUUGUAGCAGCACCUUUUUACUUUAAUAAAGCAGAAGGGGGUGCAGUAUAUGUAUAUACAACAUUAGAAAAAACUUAUAAAGAACGCGAAAAAAGUAAACCUGUAAAACUUGUUGGUCGUGAAGAAUCAAGAUUUGGAUUUGCUUUGACAAAUCUAGGAGAUUUAAAUAAAGAUGGAUAUGAAGAUAUUGCUAUUGGAGCACCUUAUGAAAAAAAAGGAACAGUGUAUAUAUAUCUUGGUUCAAAGAAUGGAAUAAUUACAGUACCAUCACAGGUAAUACAUGCAGAUGAUAUGCCAGAGCCGUUACUAACAUUUGGCUAUUCGUUAAGUGGUGGAAUUGACAUGGAUCAAAAUGGAUAUUCGGAUUUAUUGGUUGGAGCUUAUGAAAAUGAUGCUGUAGCACUUCUUCGUUCGAAAAAAAUAAUUGAUAUCACUACUUACGUUCGUUAUUUAAAAAAGGAUGGCACAUAUCAAGAAAAAAUAGAACCUAUAGAUCCUAAUAAAAUUGGAUGUUUAGAGGAUCCAGAUUCAAAUCAUACAUGGUUUGAAACUGGAUAUUCUCGUUCACAUUAUGUAAAUCGCACUGUUAUUUUAGAUACAACAAAAUUGGAACACUGUCAAAAAGAAAUAGUUUAUUUAAAGGAAAAUACACGUGAUAUUCAGUCGCCUAUUAAAUUUCGCUUAAAUUAUUCAUUAGUACAAGAAGAGCCAAUUAUGCCUAGUGAAGGAGAACCUUUACCUGAUAUAAAAAAGUAUCCUAUUCUAAAUCAACAGGAAGCUGCUCGUGUGUUUGAAGCAACCUUUCAAAAAGAUUGUGGCAAUAAUGAUAUUUGUGAAAGUGAUUUACAAGUAAAGGCUCGAUUGAAUUUAUCAGCUUCUUCUAUAAAACCAAAUUUCUAUGAACUUUUACUGGGUGAAAGAGAAGAAGUUGUAGUAGAUGUGAACGUAUCCAACGUUGGAGAAUCUGCAUACGAAGCUCAAUUAUUCAUUGUUCAUUCCCAAAGCUUAAAUUAUAUUGCUAGUAAAAGCAAUGAUUCUGUGAUUUGUAAUUUACAUAAUGCUACUUUAGUAAGCUGUUCCAUUGGAAAUCCUUUUAAAAAAGAUAAGUUAGUAAAUAUACAAGUAAGGUUUGAUCCCAAAGAAUUAGAAGAUAACAAAUCGCAAUUAGAAUUUGUAAUAUUUGCAAAUUCUACUUCAAAAGAAAUAAAAGAAAAGGAGCCUGUAAGAUUACAAGCAACAGUAUUGAAACGAGCGGAAUUGUCAAUUAAAGGGAGCGCAAAAAUUCAAUGGGCCUUUUAUGGUGGACCAGUUAUAGGUGAAUCUGCUAUAAAAUAUUUAAAUGAAGUAGGACCUAAAGUUUCUCAUGUGUACGAAGUAUUUAAUGAAGGUCCAUGGAGAGUAAGCAGCUUAGAAGUUCGCAUUUCGUGGCCUUAUGAGGUCGCAAACGAUAAAGCUCAUGGCAAAUGGCUUUUAUAUUUAGAAGAACUGCCAACUGUACAAGCUUUAGGUGAUGGCGAAUGUAUACUGCCACCAGGACAAGUAGUUAAUCCAUUAAAGUUGCAAGAUAGUAUUAGCUACGAUGAUCUUGACGUAUUCCAAUCCGUAGUAUCUACUCCUACAACAUUAUCACAUAAUCAUACUAAUCACAUAAGAACCAGACGAGAUACGGAGAAAGUUGUUAACACGCGAACUAUCAUCGAUAAAGAUGGUCAUAGACAUCAAGUAGUCUCAAUGAAUUGUAAAGCGGGAACUGCCAAAUGCUUUGAUAUUACAUGCUUUAUAUACAAUUUACAAAGAAAACAAGAAGCAAUCAUAACUAUUAAGGCAAGACUGUGGAAUUCUACUCUGGUAGAAGAUUAUCCAAAAGUAGAUGAAGUAAAAAUAGGUUCUAAUGCAAAAAUAAUUAUACCACCUAAUGUUGUAAUACAACAAGAAAAUUUAAAAGAUGAUUAUGCAAUUGCUGAGACAGUUGUAUAUCCAGAUCUUCUUGAUCACCAAGAUGUUGAACCAGUACCAAUAUGGAUAAUUAUAGUGGCUGUUAUAGCAGGUUUGUUAUUAUUUGUUUUACUUACGUUGGUCCUUCGAAAACUUGGAUUCUUUAAAAGACGACGACCAGAUCCUACAUUGUCUGGAAAUCUCGAAAAACAUAGAGACGAUAAUCCAGAAAGUGAAGCGUUAUUUAAGCGUUAAAUACCGUAACAAAAGUACUGCAACUUUUUUACAUAAAUUAUCUCAUUUACUUAAAUUUAGAGUACUUACAAUGAA